Lotus japonicus is the source of this 1638-nucleotide messenger RNA. RefSeq names its product shaggy-related protein kinase eta-like. Gene Ontology annotation, biological process: protein phosphorylation; signal transduction. Lineage: Eukaryota; Viridiplantae; Streptophyta; Magnoliopsida; Fabales; Fabaceae. Gene Ontology annotation, molecular function: protein serine/threonine kinase activity; ATP binding. The transcript is spliced from 12 exons. Gene Ontology annotation, cellular component: cytoplasm. The record is from RefSeq and is a predicted model, not a curated record. Bases 113 to 1399 code for a protein of 428 amino acids.
CCCGCACUAUUCCCUCGAAAUAGAAUUAGAGAGAGAAAGUGUUUGUGUUUUAGAGAGAGAAAGUGUUUGUGUUUUAGAGAGAGAAACAUAGAGAGUGUGUGUAACUUCUGACAUGGCCUCCAUUCCAUUGGGGCCGCACCACCUUCAACCACCGCAACCGGCACCUCUACCGCUGCCACUUCCGCCGCAGUUGCUGCAGCCGCAAGCCGAAACUGACCCUCUCAAAGCUUCAGCUGCUGGUGCCGCCGCCUCCGCCAUGGACACCGAUAAGGAAAUGUCAGCUUCUGUCGGUGAGGGUAAUGACGCAGUUACCGGUCACAUAAUCUCAACCACAAUCGGAGGCAAAAAUGGUGAACCUAAACGGACCAUCAGUUACAUGGCUGAACGUGUUGUUGGCACUGGAUCAUUUGGAAUUGUUUUCCAGGCAAAGUGCUUGGAGACUGGGGAAGCAGUGGCCAUAAAGAAGGUUUUGCAGGACAAGAGGUACAAAAAUCGUGAAUUGCAGUUAAUGCGGGUGAUGGAUCAUCCAAAUGUGAUUUCCCUGAAGCACUGUUUCUUCUCUACGACAAGCAGAGAUGAACUUUUUCUGAACUUGGUAAUGGAAUAUGUCCCUGAGACAUUGUACCGAGUUCUAAAGCACUACAAUAAUAUCAAUCAGAGAAUGCCCCUAAUCUAUGUGAAAUUGUAUACAUAUCAAAUCUUUAGAGGACUAGCAUAUAUCCAUACUGUACCAGGAGUUUGCCAUAGGGAUGUGAAGCCUCAAAAUCUUUUGGUUGAUCCUCUCACUCACCAAGUUAAGCUUUGUGAUUUUGGGAGUGCAAAAGUUCUGGUCAAAGGUGAAUCAAACAUUUCGUACAUAUGUUCACGGUACUAUCGAGCGCCGGAACUAAUAUUUGGUGCGACAGAAUACACAACUUCUAUUGAUAUUUGGUCUGCUGGUUGUGUCCUAGCAGAACUACUUCUAGGCCAGCCAUUGUUCCCCGGUGAAAAUCAGGUGGACCAACUUGUGGAAAUUAUUAAGGUUCUUGGUACUCCAACUCGAGAAGAAAUUCGUUGCAUGAACCCUAAUUAUACAGAUUUUAGAUUCCCCCAGAUUAAAGCUCAUCCUUGGCAUAAGGUUUUUCACAAGCGAAUGCCUCCUGAAGCAAUUGACCUCGCAUCAAGGCUGCUCCAAUAUUCACCAAGUCUUCGUUGCAGUGCACUGGAAGCAUGUGCACAUCCUUUCUUUGAUGAGCUUCGUGAGCCCAAUGCCCGGUUACCUAAUGGCCGUCCAUUGCCGCCACUUUUCAACUUCAGACAGGAAUUAGGUGGAGCAUCCCCUGAACUGAUCAUUAAACUCAUACCUGAGCAUGUGAGGCGGCAAACUGGUCUUAGCUUCCCAUAUCCGGCUAGCACAUAAAUGUAAAGAGAUAAUGAAACAAGGAGUCAACUGUUCUAGUGAUUAAUGUUAAAACACAGGGCCUUUUGUGGCUGAUAGAUUAGAAUUCAGGUCUUAUAUGCAGUUUUCCUCCAAUCCCCAACCCUCAAAGAUGUAUGUAUACAUGUACCGACUUGUCAAUGUAACCUGGAAAUUGUUGGUUCUGUCUAAUAUUCCGUUCUAGUUCUAGUUAAAUGCAAUGCUUAUUCCCUGCUUUUGUA